GGGAGUACCGUCUCUUUCAAUCCGUCUAUAUAUGCUGUCAUCUAAUGCUGUGUGAUUGCGUGGAGCUCAUUUCAUCACAGGCAUUUGUGAGACACUGUGAAAACUAUGGUUACGGUUGUAAAUAAUACUGCCUGGUCUGACGGUGCUUCUUUCCUUGGAUUGCCCGUAUUCCGCCGGUAAGGAAUAUGAGUUUACUACUUCGGAGUGCUGCCGCUGUUGCUACUGACUCUGGGCCAAUAGGAAAGACCAAGAACAAGGGGUGUAAGCAAUUUGUUUUGAUGUUCCAGUUAUCUUUGCUGGAUGGAUGGAUUGCUGGGGCGCUUUCCAGUGCAUAAACGCUAUCAAUCCAUGAAGAACGGGGUAUUGAUGGACUGCAAGAGAAUUCAUCCUUGGGUCCACAUCCUUUAUGCGGAUCCACAUACACGGCGCCAGGGAAUUGUCCUCUGCGUGGCGCCAGCCAAUCGGACUUUAUGUCCUCUCGGCUAACUGGUCGUCCAUUAGCGCCAGUAGGUGCAAAGUUACCGCACACAUUCCAGUGGCAUGCAGGCCCAUCUUUGGUUUCGUUUCUGACAUGGUUGCCUCGUUUCUUCUCGCUUUCCAGCUGCACUCCAUCGCUCUCGAGGUUUACGGCGGUCGUGCUUUGCAAUACAGCGGCGCUCACGAAAGUUCAUUAAACGAGCUUAAUUACCAUCCAGGCGGCUUUCGGUUUAUAUAUCCUGGGCCACAGGGCGAGCUCUAGAUAUCUGCACAAGAGGAGGAGGAGGAGUGAAGGUUUCGGGACGCGGGCACACUCUCACGCUCGUUUCUUCGCAAUGGGAGAGCGCUCGUCUCCUCUGCUGCUAGCGGUCCUGGUAAUCCUUGGAAUCUCCUCAUGUGGACUAACUGUUUCUGCUGCGAGACCCCUGGAAGAGCAGAAGACGCUCGACUGGCUCCACUUCCCGCCGCUUCCUCCAUUCCCAUACUUUUCGCAUCCAAGUCCAGGGUAUAAGCCGCCAUCUUAUUCUUACCCGGCUCCAGAGUACAAGUCCCCUCCAUCUUAUUCUUAUCCCACUCCAGAGUACAAGUCUCCUCCAUCUUACUCGUACCCGGCUCCAGAGUAUAAGUCUCCUCCAUCUUACUCGUACCCGGCUCCAGAGUAUAAGUCUCCUCCAUCUUACUCGUACCCGGCUCCAGAGUACAAGGCUCCUCCCACGGUUCCUUCCACUCCAGCUCCGGUUUACAAGCCUCCCACGGUUCCUUCCACUCCAGCUCCGGUUUACAAGCCUCCCACGGUUCCUUCCACUCCAGCUCCGGUUUACAAGCCUCCCACGCCUUCUCCCGUCUACAAGCCUCCCACUCCGGUUUACAAGCCUCCGACUCCUUCUCCGGUGUACAAGGCUCCUCCGCCUCCGUCGUCGGGCUACUAGCGCGAGCGAAGUGAAAGCAAUGUAGCAAGCUCUUUCAAGGAAUGCUGCUCUGUGGGAAGAGCGGAGAGAAAAUAAUAUUUGUUCCAAGCCAGGCGGAAAUGCGCAACAAGCGUUGCUCUGGUUUCUUUUCCUUUUUCUUUGGUUUUCUCCUUUCUUGUCCUGAUCUUGUACAUUGGAAGAGCUAUUAAACUUUUUAUUAGAAACAAAUAUUGAAGAACA
Messenger RNA from Selaginella moellendorffii, 1625 nucleotides. Its product is annotated as extensin. Lineage: Eukaryota; Viridiplantae; Streptophyta; Lycopodiopsida; Selaginellales; Selaginellaceae. Gene Ontology annotation, cellular component: membrane; clathrin vesicle coat. The record is from RefSeq and is a predicted model, not a curated record. The transcript has 4 exons. Gene Ontology annotation, biological process: endocytosis. Bases 813 to 1406 code for a protein of 197 amino acids.